AUGUCAUCCCUCGAACCGUCCUUCCAUCCGCAUAUUUCUUCUUCCUUUCAUGAGGAAGGUGGAAUGGAUCUGAGAUUUAAUUCAUUCCGAACAGGAGCUGAUGAUGGAUAUUUAGUGAAUGCUCAUCAAGGAGAUCAUGGAUUGAUGAUGAAUAACGGAGAUUAUUACACUAAUGGAGAGAGUGGAACAAAUGAGGAAGGAGUAUCACUCUUGAUGGGGAGUGGUUCAAUUAAUCAUCAUCAAAAUGAUGAAAAUAACGGAGGAGGAGAUAAAGUAAACGAACAUGAAGUGCAAAUUAAAAAACAAUUACCUUCCAAGACGAAUGCAGUCUCUGCUUUUUUGAACAUUACCAAAACAUUUGCUGGUGCUGGAUCGUUUGCACUUCCUUGGGCCUUAAAACAAUCUGGACUCUUAGCAGGAGUCAUUACAUUAAUUUUAUUGGCAAUUUUGAGUAAUUAUACGAUGAAGCUUUUAAUCAAAUGUAGAAGAUACAUUCAAUCUCAAGAAGAGUUUAAAGAAAAUUCAGAAUAUUGGAAAAUUAGAUCGAUUCGAAUUCCAAUUUCAAAGAAAAAAACUGUGAAUGAGGAGACAGGUGAAACAGAGACUGAACCAGUGUAUCCUAAACGACAUCCACCUCCACGAAUUGAAAAUCCAGAAACUGGUGAAGUUGUGACAACAAUACCAAAGGCUAUCGAUCCUAACGAUUAUAUUUAUGAAGAGGAUCGUAUUAUUACCUAUGCUGACAUUGGAUAUGAAGCAAUGGGAAAUGUUGGAAGCAUUGUCGUACAUUUCCUAAUGAUGUCAUGUAAUAUUGGUGUUGCAACUAUUUAUUUAGUGUUGAUGGCUUCAUGUUUAAAUGGAAUGGUCUCUCAAAUUCCUCUCAGAAUUUGGAUGCUCUUUUUCAUUCCUCUAUUUGUGAUUUUAUCAUGGAUAAGAUCUUACAAAUAUUUAGCUCCAUUGACUCUUAUUGGAACUCUUGCUUUAUUGUUUGCUCUUGGAUCCGUCAUUGUUUAUGGUUUCAUUUAUCAAAGACAUAAUAUGAAAUGGCCAUGGGAGUAUGCUCAUGUAGCUUUUAUUGAGCCUGCAACUAUUCCAUUAUUCAUUGGAAGUGCCAUGUUCUUAUUUUGCACACAUACUAUGAUGCUUAGUGUCGAACAAAGUAUGAAGAAGCGAAAAGCCUAUUACUGGACUCUUAAUUUAUCAUUUAUAUUUAUUGUUAUUAUUAACUUGGCAUUUGGGUUGUUGGUAUUUGAAUUCUUCCCUUAUAAUAUCAAACAAAGUGCUACUGCAAAUUUACCACAAGAUUCAAUCUUUGUGUACAUUAUUCAGUCAUGCCUUUGUUUGGAAUUAAUUUUAACUUAUACAGUGGUGCUCAUGCCUGUGGGAGAAAUCUUUGACGAAAAAGUUCUACAGAAAUUGUUAGACAAAAUCAAAAGAUUUGUCACAUCCACACGAUUGUCUUCUGUUCUCUAUUAUUUAACAAGUGGAAUAUUCAGAUCCAUCAUUGUACUGGUCACUGUUGGUUUGGCUGAAAUAUUUGGAGACAAAUUCGGAAUUGUCAUGUCUUUCAUUGGUGCUCUUUCUCCUAAUCCUCUUGCAUUUGUGUUACCUCCUCUUUUCUAUCUAAUUAUUAUGAGAAAAACCAUUUCUCUUUUCACUUUUAUUUUAAAUGUAUUUAUUAUGGUAUUUGGAGUUUUGACGAUGGCUUGGAACACUUAUUCGAGUAUCAUGGCAAUCGUGAAUCCUUAA
Messenger RNA from Naegleria fowleri, 1749 nucleotides. RefSeq lists its product as uncharacterized. The transcript is spliced from 8 exons. The record is from RefSeq and is a predicted model, not a curated record. Gene Ontology annotation, biological process: amino acid transmembrane transport. NCBI's taxonomy places the organism in Eukaryota, Heterolobosea, Eutetramitea, Acrasida, Naegleriidae. Gene Ontology annotation, molecular function: amino acid transmembrane transporter activity. Gene Ontology annotation, cellular component: vacuolar membrane. The coding region runs from base 1 to 1749 and encodes 582 amino acids.